AAUGGAAGCCGUGGGCGUGGUCUAUUUGCAGUUGUGAACCGGGUGAUCAGUGCUCAGUGCGUGUCAGGGUCCCUCCUGGUAUACAGCUGCCUUCAAUCCCCCUGACCUACAACCAUAACCACUGCCUCUGUCCAUAGACCAGCAUGGCGUCCCUGGCAGUGGAGGACACCAGUAAGGGCAAGAUUAGAUCAGUGUCUGUGGAUCUGAACACUGAUCUUUCUCUUCAGAUUGAUAUUCCCGAUGCUCUCAGUGAAAGGGACAAGGUGAAGUUUACCGUUCAUACAAAGACCACAUUGUCCACAUUUCAAAACCCAGAAUUCUCUGUGACACGUCAGCAUGAAGAUUUCAUCUGGUUACAUGACACACUUAUCGAAACAGAGGAAUAUGCUGGGAUCAUUAUUCCGCCAGCACCUGCAAAACCAGACUUUGAAGGACCACGAGAAAAAAUGCAGAAGUUGGGAGAAGGCGAAGGAUCCAUGACAAAGGAUGAAUUUGCCAAAAUGAAACAGGAGCUAGAGGCGGAAUAUUUGGCGGUAUUUAAGAAGACAGUAUCGGUCCAUGAAGUUUUCCUACAGAGACUUUCGUCUCACCCUGUAUUAAGCAAGGAUCAUAAUUUCCAUAUAUUCCUUGAAUAUGAUCAAGAUUUAACCGUACGACGGAAGAAUACUAAGGAAAUGUUCGGUGGAUUCUUUAAGAGCAUGGUUAAAACGGCUGACGAGGUUCUCUAUUCUGGAGCAAAGGAAGUUGAUGAAUUCUUUGAGCAGGAAAAAAUCUUUCUAGUGAAUUACUACAACAGGAUCAAGGACUCUACCGCCAAAGCUGACAAAAUGACACGAUCUCAAAAAAAUGUUGCUGAUGAUUACAUUCAUAUUUCAGCUGCUCUGACCUCUCUAUCGGAGGAAGAGAACACAGAGGUCCAAAAAUAUUUGUUGAAACUAGCAGAGCUGUACGAAAAACUAAGGAAAGUAGAGGCUAGAGUUGCUUCAGAUGAGGACUUGAAACUGUCGGAACUUUUAAGAUACUAUGUGCUUAACAUUGAAGCUGCCAAGGACUUGCUGUACAGAAGGACCAAAAGUCUAGUUGAUUAUGAGAAUUCAAAUAAAGCUCUUGAUAAAGCAAGAUUGAAAAGUAAAGACGUGAAACAGGCAGAGUUGCACCAGCAGGAGUGCUGCCAGAAAUUCGAGAAGCUUUCUGCGUCUGCAAAACAAGAGCUGGCUGGAUUCAAGCGAAGGAGAGUGGCUGCUUUUCGCAAAAACCUAAUUGAAAUGACAGAAUUAGAAAUUAAACACGCAAAGAAUAACAUGGCUCAAUUACAAAGCUGCAUCGAAUUGUUCAAGAACAGUUAGAAGAUCAGUUACUCUCAGGAAAGACAGAUGUGACCAGCAAGCACCCAUUGCACUUCAGAUAUCCGCCAUAUUCAUCAAAGAAGUGGAAUCUUUGCAACUGAUCAGAACUUGGUGCUUUUGGAAAAAAAAAUCUGUCAUGAAUUGCCAUUUAAAGGGGAAGUAUCCUUUAUAAUGAGAAAAACAUAUGAGGUCGUACUUGUGAUUAAUACAGGGAAGAAAAUAUAUUGAAUGUUGCAUCGCUCUACUUUUGUCGAGUAUUGGAGUGGUAUAUAAAGCUACUUUUUACAUCGACCCGACGUGUUUGAUCACUUGGCAUUGGGGCAACAUGAAUUAACUAAAAUGGUGCCAACUUGCCUUAAAUGGAUAAUAUAUUCAUAAUAUCUUAGCAAUGGGAUCUAAUAGCUGUCUAAUAGCUGCGGCACGUUAACCACAAUGCCGACCUCUGAUAUAUAUUUUUUUAUUAUAAGUUAUUACUUUCCGCUGACCAUUUUGUAAUGUUUGUAAUACUUAUAUCCAAAACUGUCUGAAAAUAUUUUCUUAAUGCUAUCUUGGUAAAUUGUUAAAUGUGUUUUGGGAUAAUCUAUCAGCUAUAGCGAAUAUUUUGACAAGUUUAGCUACAUAUAUUGAAAACUAUAUUUUUCAUCUUAAGCCUCUUUUCAGGAAAAUAAACAUACUUCUACU
Messenger RNA from Pelobates fuscus (common spadefoot toad), 2027 nucleotides. It is a transcript of the gene SNX5, whose product is annotated as sorting nexin 5. The record is from RefSeq and is a predicted model, not a curated record. The coding region runs from base 144 to 1346 and encodes 400 amino acids. Gene Ontology annotation, cellular component: endosome. Gene Ontology annotation, molecular function: dynactin binding; phosphatidylinositol binding. The transcript is spliced from 13 exons. Lineage: Eukaryota; Metazoa; Chordata; Amphibia; Anura; Pelobatidae. Gene Ontology annotation, biological process: pinocytosis; retrograde transport, endosome to Golgi.